This is a messenger RNA of Peromyscus leucopus (white-footed mouse), 3572 nucleotides long. It is a transcript of the gene Fbxo25, whose product is annotated as F-box protein 25. Gene Ontology annotation, cellular component: cytoplasm; SCF ubiquitin ligase complex; nucleus. The transcript has 10 exons. The record is from RefSeq and is a predicted model, not a curated record. Gene Ontology annotation, biological process: protein ubiquitination. The coding region runs from base 116 to 1132 and encodes 338 amino acids. Lineage: Eukaryota; Metazoa; Chordata; Mammalia; Rodentia; Cricetidae. Gene Ontology annotation, molecular function: protein binding.
GGGGCGUCCAGCGGUGCCCCUCGGCGGGAGGCGGGCGACUUCCGGCAAUAAUUGGACGCUGCAGCUCGGUGCGGUUGGUAACUGUCUCGUCUGCGAGGGAAGCCGCAGGAGAACUAUGCCAUUUCUGGGUCAGGACUGGAGAUCCCCUGGGUGGAGCUGGAUUAAAACUGAGGAUGGAUGGAAAAGGUGUGACUCCUGUAGCCAAGAGCUCAGGAGUGAGAAUAGCCAGUGCACCAUCAACCACAGCAUUAUCUUAAACAAUGGCGAAGAAGAAAUAUUCAGUAAUGAGUGUGAAUAUGCAGCCAAAAAGAGGAAGAAGGAACAUUUUGGAAACAAUACAGCUGCUCACAGUUUUUAUCGUGAAAAAUGGAUCUAUGUCCAUAAAGAAAGCACAAAAGAAAGGCAUGGCUACUGUACCCUGGGAGAAGCCUUCAACCGACUGGACUUCUUAAGUGCAAUUCAGGAUAUUAGAAGGUUCACGUACGUGGUCAAACUACUGCAGCUCAUUGCCAAGUCCCAGUUAACCUCCCUGAGCGGAGUGGCGCAGAAGAACUACUUCAACAUUCUGGAUAAAAUCGUUCAGAAGGUUCUUGACGACCAUCAGAAUCCUCGCCUUAUCAAAGACCUUCUCCAAGACUUAAGCUCCACCCUUUGUAUCCUCGUGAGAGGGGUGGGGAAGUCAGUGUUGGUGGGAAACAUCAACAUUUGGAUUUGCCGCUUAGAAACUGUUCUCAACUGGCAACAGCAGCUGCAGAAUCUUCAGAUGACUAAGCAGGUCAACUCUGGCCUCACACUCAGUGACCUGCCCCUGCACAUGCUGAACAACAUCCUGUACCGUUUCUCAGAUGGCUGGGACAUUGUCACACUGGGUCAGGUGACACCAACCCUGUAUAUGCUCAGUGAAGACAGGCGGCUGUGGAAGAAGCUCUGUCAGUACCACUUUGCGGAGAAGCAGUUUUGUAGACACUUGAUCCUUUCAGAGAAAGGUCACAUCGAAUGGAAGUUGAUGUAUUUCACACUUCAGAAAUAUUACCCGACUAAAGAACAGUAUGGAGACACUCUACAUUUCUGUCGGCACUGCAGCAUUCUUUUCUGGAAGUGGUCCAGAGCUGCGCAGAGGAGUAGAUGCUGAGGAUGGGGUAUUCCGACAGGUGGUGAGCAGUACUUGCCGGAGUCUCCAGCAGGAACAGCUGAGGAGGCUUGUCCUCUCCGACCUUGUCCCUUCUUUCUCAGAAUUAAAAAUGCCAGUGUGUGACAUGUCUCUGCAGCAGCAGUCUGUUCUCUAGGACACUUCUCUAGAACAGGGUUAGCUGAUGUUCAGUUUGUCCUCAGUUCCUUGGUGAGUUUAUGCAUACACAAAAGACAGCCCUCUGGUGUUCCCUCUUCUGUGUCCCAGUCAGAGCAGGGGACACUUCACUGGUGCCCUGAGAAGACGAGGACCUGUCUGUGUCCCAGUCAGAGCAGGUGAGACUGUAAUGUUCAGUGUGAAUUGAUAUAUCUAGAGACUGUCUUUUUGUUUUUUCCCAAGAUUAUUUUAUACUGUAGAGGCAUUAAAGAUAUGGAUGCUUGUAUGAGGGAGGAUACUAAUCAUGGGAUUGAAGGCUUUUAGUUUUGUAUGUGAUAGUGUUUUUCUUGGACAAGUAUCUAAGAGUAUUUGGCACUUUUCUUAUCUGUGAAAGAAAACAGCACAAAGAAACAUGUUUCCCUUCUCUGUGCCAUCUCUGUUGUUGGGCAGUGUGGGAAUGUGCUGCUCAGCUUUCCUGAAAUAUAGAAGCUCUGGUUAUUUUUAGCAGAAAGAUGACUUAUUUUUCCAAAGAAUCGGCCUCUCCUGCCAUAGUGAUCACAUUAUGAAAAGUCAGAACAGGUUAUUACAGGGCAGACCCCUGCUGGUCUUUGCCAUUCUGGGAGACAAAUGGAUGGAGGGUGGCAUCACCCAGCAGGAUGUCUGAGGCUUCAGGGAGCCGUAUUAGCAGUUUCUCCACCUGCCAUCCUUCCAGACCCUGCUCCUUUGAGGAUCCAUUCCCAAACAGAAGUGUGCAAAUGGAAGGAAGCCACCUUCCUUAAUCCCUGCAGCUGGCAGGUAGUCCUCUGCCGCAGCAUACGACUGUCCAGAAGCAGCGUUCUCCUUGGGAGAGCGUGGUGUGCAGUCGGAGGGCCAGGUGACCAGUGUGCUGCGGGUGUGGUAACAUGACCUGACCAAUGGAAAUGUGUUGUGGCUUUGAACAUGGUGCCUGCUGUUAUGUCUGCCUCAGCUUCCUGGGCAAUACUCUCGACUGAGACACUGAGGGAGCCUCACGCCUGUUAGGAAUGUAGAAGAGGGAUGGCUAGUCCUCACUGGAGCCUGGAUAUGGUCAAGAGCCACAUAUGGCUGAGCUGCUUCUUGUCUUAUGCCUGGCAUGUUCCACAGGGACCACCUGUCCUUGUGGGGAUCCUGUGCCUCCUCCCAAGCUGGUUUUUCAUCUGUUCUAGUUCCACUAUACUGGAGUGAUGCUUGUUAAUUUUUCCAGCUACUGCUCAAGACCCGCUCAUUGUUCCCACCCAGGUGACGAGCACACUGAGAAGGCCAGUCAGUGUGCACACGUAUCUCUCCGCCCCUACUCAGUUUCCUGAUGAUGCAGACCCUAUCAGAAGUGUGGGCUCAGAGAGAGAGCUAGGGAAGCCAGAAUGGGGACUUGGCCUUUCUGCGUUCUGUUCUUGUCUCAGUAUCUCAGCAGCCAAGAGAGGGCUGGACACUUAGCAGUGACCCUGAGGUCUCUGGAGGCAGACCAGCCUGGUCCAGACCGACCAGAACCAGUGAUGAGGCGGGGCUCCCGGACUCUUUUUGUCUGUUGGCCGUCUUUGUGAACUACCCCGAAUGAGCAGAGCUGAAAUGCCGUCCCACUCCUGAGCAGGGCAGAGACAGCUCCUCCAGUUAGAGCUCAGGGCUGCCGACCACACGGAAGCAACAGCAGAUGGUAGUGGGCUGCAAGAAAUGAGGUGUGAAAUAGAUGGAGGGCCUCAGGGUGUAUGUAGUUUGCAGUCAGCUACGUAGUUAAUCACAGAGCAGACCCCAGGACAGCGAAAAAGACAGGGGUUUCCUCAACCCCAGAAUUUUUUUUUCAUGGAAAUAUGAGGACUGCUUUGUGCAUUUUUAACUAACACUUAAGUGUUACGGCCUUCCAGAUUGUCAGUUUGGGAAACUUAAGUGGAAAUGGGACUGUUUCUCUUGCCUUGGGCUUCCUCCUUUCUUUCCUUUUUCUUUUUCUUUAUUUUUGAAACAUUUUUCCCUCUGUGGCCCUGGCUGGCCUGAGACUCUUUAUGUAGACCUCUAAUUCAUACGAGAUCGACCUGUCUUUCCCUCCCAAGUGCUGGGGUGAAAGGCACUGGCUCCCACGCCUGGCUUUGUCCUAGGCUGUCUUUAACUAUCCGAAUGUCAGGUACAGUGGUGCUGUCUUUUGAGAACAUUUUAUAUUGCUCGGUGCCUCAGUUAUUUUCACAAUGUGUGCUUCAGACCUGAAGGCCUGGUUCCUCCUUCUCCAUCUAACCCUGACUCUCUUUCCUCCCUCUGCUGCUCCCUCGCUGCCUCUUCACGG